Saccharomyces paradoxus is the source of this 2445-nucleotide messenger RNA. It is a transcript of the gene KEX2, whose product is annotated as kexin KEX2. Gene Ontology annotation, molecular function: serine-type endopeptidase activity. Gene Ontology annotation, cellular component: Golgi membrane; trans-Golgi network. Gene Ontology annotation, biological process: protein processing. The transcript has a single exon. The coding region runs from base 1 to 2445 and encodes 814 amino acids. Lineage: Eukaryota; Fungi; Ascomycota; Saccharomycetes; Saccharomycetales; Saccharomycetaceae. The record is from RefSeq and is a predicted model, not a curated record.
AUGAAAGUGAGGAAAUAUAUUAUUUUAUGCCUUUGGUGGGCCUUUUCAACAUCUACUCUUGUAUUAUCACAACAAAUUCCAUCGAAGGACCAUACAUCACGACAAUAUUUUGCCAUAGAAAGCAACGAAACGUUGUCUCGCUUAGAAGAGAUGCAUCCGAACUGGCGAUAUGAACAUGAUGUCCGAGGGCUACCCAACCAUUAUGUUUUUUCUAAAGACCUACCAAGAUUGGGCAAAAGAUCAUCAUUAGAAGAGUUACAGGAAAAUAAUAUCGACCACAUAUUAUCAGUUCAUGAUUUAUCUCCUCGUAACGACUUGUUUAAGAGACUGCCCGUACCAGCUCCACCAAUGGACUCGAGCUUGUUGCCAGUAAAAGAAGCUGAAGAUAAACUUAGCAUAAAUGAUCCGCUUUUUGAGAGGCAAUGGCAUUUGGUCAAUCCAAGUUUCCCCGGCAGUGAUAUAAAUGUUCUUGAUCUAUGGUACAAUAAUAUUACAGGCGCGGGGGUCGUGGCUGCCAUUGUCGAUGAUGGCCUUGACUACGAAAAUGAGGACUUGAAGGAUAAUUUCUGUGCUGAAGGUUCUUGGGAUUUCAACGACAAUACAGAUUUGCCAAAACCGAGAUUAUCAGAUGACUAUCAUGGUACAAGAUGUGCAGGUGAAAUAGCUGCCAAAAAAGGUAACAAUUUUUGUGGUGUCGGGGUAGGUUACAACGCUAAAAUCUCAGGCAUAAGAAUACUAUCCGGCGAUAUCACUACCGAAGACGAAGCCGCUUCCUUGAUUUAUGGUCUAGACACAAAUGAUAUAUAUUCUUGCUCAUGGGGUCCCGCCGAUGAUGGGAGACAUUUACAAGGCCCUAGUGACCUGGUGAAGAAGGCUUUGGUGAAAGGUGUAACUCAGGGAAGAAAUUCCAAGGGGGCGAUUUAUGUUUUUGCUAGUGGAAAUGGUGGGAGUCGUGGUGAUAACUGUAAUUACGACGGUUAUACUAAUUCCAUAUAUUCUAUUACUAUCGGGGCUAUCGAUCACAAAGAUUUACAUCCUCCUUAUUCUGAGGGUUGCUCUGCCGUCAUGGCAGUCACCUAUUCUUCAGGUUCAGGCGAAUAUAUUCAUUCGAGUGACAUCAAUGGCAGAUGCAGUAAUAGCCAUGGCGGAACUUCUGCAGCUGCUCCCUUAGCUGCCGGCGUUUACACUUUAUUAUUAGAAGCGAACCCAAGCCUAACCUGGAGAGAUGUACAGUAUUUAUCGAUUUUAUCUGCGGUAGGAUUGGAAAAGAAUACUGAUGGGGAUUGGAAAGAUAGUGCCAUGGGAAAGAAAUACUCUCAUCGCUAUGGCUUUGGUAAGAUCGAUGCCUAUAAGUUGGUUGAAAUGUCUAAGACCUGGGAAAAUGUAAACCCCCAAACGUGGUUUUACUUGCCAACAUUAUAUGUUUCCCAGUCCACAAACUCCACGGAAGAGACGUUAGAAUCUGUUAUAAACAUAUCAGAGAAAAGUCUCAAAGAUUCCAACUUUAAGAGAAUUGAGCAUGUCACGGUAACUGUAGAUAUUGAUACAGAAAUUAGAGGAACUACGACUGUAGAUUUAAUUUCACCAGCGGGAGUAGUUUCAAACCUUGGUGUCGUAAGAUCAAGAGAUGUUUCGUCAGAGGGAUUCAAAGACUGGACAUUCAUGUCUGUAGCACACUGGGGUGAGAGCGGAGUAGGUGAUUGGAAAAUAAAGGUUAAAACAACAGAAAAUGGACACAGAAUUGACUUCCACAGUUGGAGGCUAAAGCUUUUUGGGGAAUCCAUUGACCCGUCCAAAACAGAAACUUUCGUUUUUGGAAAUGAUAAAGAGGAGGUGGAACCAACUACUACAAAGGAUGCCCCAUCACAAUUUUCUACCGGCACAAUUUCCAUUUCCGCCAGCACGACUUCUGUUUCCACUACCUCGAUCGGCGUGGAAACCUCAGCCGUCGCUCAAACCACCAGUACAACUACUGACCCUGAUUCUGAUCCAAAUACUCCUAAAAAACUUCCCUCUCCAAGACAAGCCAUGCAUUAUUUUUUAACAAUAUUUUUGAUUGGUGCCAUAUUUUUGGUAUUAUACUUCAUGUUUUUUAUGAAAUCAAGGAGAAGAAUCAGAAGGUCAAGAGCGGAGACAUAUGAAUUUGAUAUCAUUGACACUGACUCUGAAUACGAUUCUACUUUAGAUAAUGGCACUUCCGGAAUUACUGAACCCGGAGAAGUUGAAGACUUUGAUUUUGAUUUGUCCGAUGAAGAUCAUCUUGCAAGUUUGUCUUCAUCGGAGAACGGUGAUGCUGAACAUACAAUCGAUAGCGUACUAACAACUGAAAAUCCAUUCAGUGACCCAAUAAUGCAAGAAUCUCCAAAAGACAGUCGCGAAGCAACUGCUUCCAAUGUAUUACAAAAACUAGAGUCUGAUGUUCCUCCGUCCUCUGGGCAAUCAUAA